AUGGCACCUAUUUUACUUGGGGAAGAGCACAUGCUUGAAAAGGUUAUAAGAGUGGAAGAAAAUAUGGGGUCAGAGGAGGAUAGACAAAAAGCCAGAUGUAAUAAAGGCAAGACUUGGAUGCAUACUUGGCCCAUCUCUUUACUAACUUUCUCUGUGCGCUUCCGCGUGGGGACAUCAUCUAAGGAGGAGAAAGAAUAUAGGAAGGAGGGAGAUGAAGUGCACAUCUACUGCCUUAAAAACAGCAUUCCUUUUGAGAUUCUGCUAAUACUUGAGAAUGCCCCAGGAAAUCCUCCUCACGUAGAUGAUCUAAAUCAAGAAGUGAAAGUGGUAUAUCUACCUCCCAAUGUGACAGCCGUGAUUCAGCCUAUGGAUCAAGGUGCAAUUGCCACCUUCAAGGCAUAUUACCUACAGACUACGUUUGCUCUGGCAAUAGCUGCAAUAGAUGGAACUGCUGACAAGGACCCUUUAAGCAUCUCCCCACAACUUCUCUAUCUGUCUCACUGUUCACCUGGGGCCCUUCGACCUCUCCACAAUCCAUCAAGUAAAGUGUUAACACUUGGCCUUGCAGUGGCUUGCCAGGAAGCUUCCCCACCUCCCCAGCACCCUAGCAAUGUAUUACAGGACACAACAGGAGAUGAAAGUAAAGAGACUGAAGGCUGCAGGGCAAAUAAAUUAAGAAGGACAAGAAAGAAAGUCACUAAACCACAUAUUUCUUCCACUGAAGUAGGAGAAAUGGAUAUAUCCAUCUCAGAAGAGAGGAUCAGAAAGCAAAUGGUAUGUAACAAAUUGGGAGAUGCAAGCAAACCAGUUGUGGGACCUGGCUCUGCUGAGUCUGAUCAGCCUCAUGAUGACAAGAAUUCCAACGAGCAGGUGAUAGUGAUAAAACCAUCACUCCCUGAAACAUCAGUCAGUACUUCUGGCAGCGAAUUUAACCUGAACUCUAACGAUACUGAUCAUACCAGGGACAACACUCAGUUCCCCACCCUACCUCAACUCUUCUCUAGAAUUAAGCACAUUAAACAAGAGACGACCACAAAUCACCUCCAGUUUGUGCGUUUUGAAGCAACAGACCUCCAUGGCGUGUCCAGGUCUAAGACUAUCCCGGCUCAUUUUUUUCAAGAAAAAGUGAUCCAUGGAGUUUACAUGCCCAGAGGUUAUCUUGAAUUGAUACCGAAUCCUAAAGACAAUGAAGUGAAUCACAUAAGAGCAACAUGUUUUAAUAGCGACAUAGUCCUGAUGCCAGAGUUAUCCACCUUUAAAGUUUUGCCAUGGGCUGAGAGAACUGCAAGAGUGAUAUGUGAUACGUUCACUGUGACCGGUGAUCCUCUGUUGACUUCUCCAAGGUACAUUGCAAAGAGGCAGCUGAACCACUUGCAGGACUCUGGCUUUUCCCUGCGCUCUGCCUUCAUCUAUGAUUUCUGUAUUUUUGGUGUGCCUGAAAUUAUCACCUCCAAGACCAUAUCUUUUCCUGUUUCACCAUUACUAAAUAACCAUGAGCAACGCUUUAUGCACGAACUCAUUGAUGGUUUGUAUCAGAUUGGAGCCAAUGUUGAGAGCUUUUCCUCCUACACUAGGCCUGGUCAUAUGGAAAUCUGUUUUCUGCCAGAAUUUGGCAUCAGCACAGCUGAUAAUGCAUUUACCCUAAGAACAGGUGUCAAAGAAUUGGGAAGGAAAUAUAAUUAUAUUGCCAGCUUUUUCAUUGAGACUGGAUUCUGCAAUUCAGGAAUUUUGUCUCAUAGUCUCUGGGAUGUCAGUGAGAAGCAAAAUGUAUUUUGCAGCAGUUCUGGAGUUGAAGGGCUCACAAUGACUGGCAAAAAAUGGUUGGCUGGACUCUUGAAACACUCUGCAGCUCUCAGCUGCCUGAUGGCUCCUGCUGUUAGCUGCCGAAAACGUUAUUCCAAGGAAAGUAAAGACCUGAAGCAGAGUGUGCCUACAACCUGGGGAUACAAUGAUAACAGCUGUGCGUUUAAUAUCAAGUGUCAUGGUGAGAAAGGCACCCGGAUAGAAAAUAAACUAGGCUCAGCGACAGCAAACCCUUACCUGGUGCUGGCUGCGACUAUUGCUGCAGGCUUGGAUGGACUUCAAAGCAGUGAUGGUGUCUUGGCUGGUCCAGAGGACAGCACAGACUUUUAUCAGCCGAAACCUUCUGAGAUCCCUUUGAAACUGGAAGAUGCCCUUGUGGCACUAGAGGAAGAUCAAUGUCUGCGACAGGCUCUAGGAGAAACUUUUAUUCGCUAUUUUGUUGCCAUGAAGAAAUAUGAGUUGGAAAACCAAGAAACUGAUGCUGAGAGAAAUAAAUUCUUAGAGUAUUUUAUCUAG
Molecule: messenger RNA, 2319 nt
Organism: Trichechus manatus latirostris (Florida manatee)
Lineage: Eukaryota; Metazoa; Chordata; Mammalia; Sirenia; Trichechidae
Gene: LGSN
Product: lengsin, lens protein with glutamine synthetase domain
Exons: 8
Coding region: 1-2319 (772 amino acids)
Cellular component (GO): membrane; cytoplasm
Molecular function (GO): nucleic acid binding; glutamine synthetase activity
Source: RefSeq, a predicted model, not a curated record